CUUUCCUUGUCUUUUAAUACUCAAGAGAGAGAAAAGAAAGAGAGAUUUUCUUCUACGUCUCUCUGUUUUUGGGUUUUCCUUUCUCUUGGGUUUUCUUGCUUCCUUCUCUGCUUUGCAAAGGAAGCGAGAGAGAGAGAAGAGAGAGAAUUUAGAGAAUUCGUCUGUCCGAGCGCUAUAAUUCAGCGAUAAUAUCUGUUCUUCGCGCUCGGGCAGAGUCUCCAGUCUAUCGUGCUUUUUGGGCUUUUGAUUGUGGAAGAAGAAGAUGACGAUGGUUGAGAACUGCUUCGAUCGGUGGCAGAAGGAUGAGUUCUUCUCCGCGGCUGAGGCAGUGCAGGAAUCCGCCGACGUAAUGGUAUCUAUUUAUCGGACUUGGGAACGGGAACGGAGAGAAGGGUUUCAAUCAGAUGAUUCAGAUGAGCUCCGUAGAGAGCUACAUACAACCUUAGGCACUGCAAAAUGGCAGCAGCUGGAGGAGUUCGAGAAGGCUGUCAAAAUGAGCCAUCGAUAUGGUUCCUCUGACCAUACAGUAUCCAGACAUAGACAAUUCGUCAUUGCGAUAGAAGACCAAAUAUCCCGUAUAGAAAAGGCGUUACAGGAUUCUCUUAUCGAGGAAGGGAAGCAACCGCUGCGAUGGGUACAAUUGGAUGAAGAAGAACGAGAUGAUCUUGCAGCGUUUCUUUCUUCAGCCCCAGGAACGUUGCAAGAAAUAAAGAAUGGACAUUCCAGCUUUGGGCCUACCAUGGAAAACAAUUACCUGGGAACUCAACCAACAGAAGACGCAGAAAUUCAUGUAGAUGCUGACUUUGUUAAGGGUUUCAAAGAGAUUGUAACAAUUAGUAAGGACGCAAGCUAUGUAGUAGAAUUAGAAGCGAAAGAACUUCCCAAAACGAAGGAUGAGAUGCACAAUUAUGGAGAGGGAUCAAAUGGACCAACGAGAACAUGGAGUUCGCCAGAUAUUGGUUCUUGGAAGAUUGUAAUUGCUGACGAGGAUGUGGAGAGGAAUACAUCAGAGGCGAGGCCAGAAACUCCUACUCAUGCUUUUAACGUCUGUGGUCUUGUAACAAGCAUCGAGUCCACAACCAAAUCAAAGUGGCUGAGAAACAACUUCCGAAAGGCCAAGGCUGGCGAGCAUCUCCUGCCAAAACGAGUAUCAAGUUACCUCAACUCGAGAGGAAUUACUCGGUUUUCUCAGGGAAUAAACAUGUUAACUGAAAGAAGCCGGAAUUGUUUUAGCAGCUGCAAGGAAGAUUCUAAUGUUUCUCAUGUUCAGCAACUCUUUGGACGAGUUGGAGGAUUUAAACGACAAGUACAAGGCUCCCAAUAUUACAUGCAGUUUGGACGUUCUCUCCAAAUCACUUUAGUGAUCAUGCUAACCAUUUUCAUAAUUGUACCAUUUAUGUUCUAUGCAAAUUGAAGGGGUCGCAUUUCAGUGUUGCUUCUCAUGAUAAGAGGUUCUGAGAUCCUGGACAAGGGAGGAAAUCUGUGGAGAGGCAAAACUCCAAACACAGGACAAGACUGCCUGAUUUACAUCGACGCAGCCUUGCCUCUAUGGAUCUUCACUUCUAAGAGCUGGAAGAAAUGCCCGAGAGCAGAAGCCUACUAUCUUUUGUUCUCUCUCUCUCUCUCUCUCUCUCUCUCUCUCUCUCUCUCUCUCUCCUCGCACUAGCUUCAAGUGGGUCCAAUGUUGCUUGAACAAGAAACCAUGGAAUCAUCUAGAACAGCCAUCGUCCUUGUGGAAUAUCUAGCCUUUUGUUUUUCCUUUUCUUUUCAGACAAGCCAUUGUUAGGAGACAAACUGAAGAUUGCAUUAUAAGAAUUACAUUAGUGGAUGGAUUUGCUCA
Messenger RNA from Magnolia sinica, 1840 nucleotides. RefSeq lists its product as uncharacterized. Gene Ontology annotation, biological process: Golgi vesicle transport. The record is from RefSeq and is a predicted model, not a curated record. Bases 263 to 1414 code for a protein of 383 amino acids. Gene Ontology annotation, cellular component: membrane. Lineage: Eukaryota; Viridiplantae; Streptophyta; Magnoliopsida; Magnoliales; Magnoliaceae. The transcript has 6 exons.